Messenger RNA from Anolis carolinensis (green anole), 1312 nucleotides. RefSeq names its product thioredoxin like 4A (gene txnl4a). The record is from RefSeq and is a predicted model, not a curated record. Gene Ontology annotation, biological process: mRNA splicing, via spliceosome. The coding region runs from base 157 to 585 and encodes 142 amino acids. Gene Ontology annotation, cellular component: spliceosomal complex; U5 snRNP; U4/U6 x U5 tri-snRNP complex. The transcript is spliced from 4 exons. NCBI's taxonomy places the organism in Eukaryota, Metazoa, Chordata, Lepidosauria, Squamata, Anolidae.
AGGUGAACCGCAGAAGGGCUUCAAUUUCCUUUGGCGACGUUAUUGCGACGUCACUAUAGAGAGAGCGCCUGCCUGAGCCUCGACCAGAGAGCUGUGCGCGCGGCCUAGAUCCGUUGAAGCCUUCUCUGCUUUUGGGUAUCACCUGAGUUCUAAAAAAUGUCGUAUAUGCUCCCGCAUUUACACAAUGGCUGGCAAGUAGACCAGGCAAUUCUUUCGGAAGAAGAUCGUGUGGUUGUCAAUCGCUUUGGGCAUGACUGGGAUCCCACUUGCAUGAAAAUGGAUGAAGUUUUGUAUAGCAUUGCUGAAAAGGUGAAAAAUUUUGCUGUUAUUUAUCUUGUGGAUAUCACAGAAGUGCCAGACUUCAACAAGAUGUAUGAGUUGUAUGAUCCCUGCACCGUCAUGUUCUUUUUCAGAAACAAGCACAUAAUGAUUGAUUUAGGUACAGGGAACAACAAUAAAAUUAACUGGGCGAUGGAAGACAAGCAAGAGAUGAUUGAUAUAAUCGAAACCGUUUAUAGAGGAGCACGUAAAGGCCGAGGUCUUGUUGUGUCACCCAAAGACUACUCAACCAAAUACAGAUACUGAUAUUUAAGCUGUUUCUUACCAUCUUUUCUGUAGAAACUUCAUAAAUGAAACUUUGUACAGUUUUUUUUUUGCUUACAUCUGGUUGUCAAAAUAUUUUGAAUUUAUAUAAAUAUUUUAUCCAAGUUCUGGGGAAAUGCUAAGAGAUACUGGAUUUUGGAAAUAAAAUUGUAUCUUCUUGUUUUUCCUUUUAAAUAUUAAAAUGGCCUUUCAUGUUUACUAUUUUUAUAAAAUAGAUCUGCUGUUUUUAAAUAAACAGGUGUAAACCAGCUGAAAUAGAACAGAUGCUUCUGGACUGUUUUGCCAGAAUAGAAAAGGAGGGCUGAGAUUUUGAGCAGAAUCUGAGGAUCCAGACUUCUGUUUAAAGCCAUUUCCUGGAACUGCAUGAAUUUACUUACUCUGGCUGUGAAUGCAGAGCAGUUGGCAUUUAAUAUAAUAAAAUAAAAUUGUCUUGAUCUGGUCACUCUAGCAUUUCUUAGAGAACAGAUUUUAUUUAAAAGUAUAUUAUCCAAAUUGCCGGAACAUUCUCAAAAUUUGGUUCCAGAAAACAAUAUUUUGCUUACUUCCUACUGUGUGUUUUCAUAGUUUGGAUUGAAGUGAAAUAUACACCUCAGGCUGCAAAAUACAGUAUUAUUUGUUCUUAGGUUUAUUUCAGUGUCCUUCACAGGAACAUCACCAAAUGUUGUAUAAAAUAUUUUUCAUAAAUAAAUUAAAAUACAUACAAAUUAAA